UACAGUACGCAUGCGCAGUGUAAAACAGCCGCAUGUGGAUGUUUUUAGCUGAAAAAACGUGUGCUCACAUUCACCGGCUACAAGAAGCUACAUCUGCUUGUAAGCUUUGGGUGCUGCGACACGAACCAUGGCAAAGACAGACGCUAAAGCACGCAAAAGACGAAGCAAAGCUGUCGCAGAUGAAGUUGUAGAAGAAGAGGACAGCGCUAAAACUGAAGGACAGACAGAGACCGUCUCUCCAAGACAAGAACAAGUUGGGACAGAAGAGGAUGCUCCCAAGGAGGACCAAGAUGAAGAUGAUUCUCAGAUGGACACUGUCAUCGAAGUUAAAGGAAAUGUGUCCACUGUGACUGUAUCCUGGGACCAGAAGACGGCAAAGAAAACCAACGGAAGUGAUCAGAUGAUGGAUAGUGCUGAUGCAGUUGGCUCCACAGAAGACGCUCCCAAUGAGAGUGCGGAGAGAGAGAUGAAGCAAGAGAUCCAGGAAUCUGGAGAAUCUCAGAUGGACGUUGUCGCUGAAAGUACGGACAGAGUAACUGAAAGCCUGGAAAAGGAGAAUGAGGAGGGAGAGAACAAUGAUCUUGAAAAGGAAACCAACGGAGGUGAAGAGAUGAUUGUUGAAAAGAAAGCAGCAAAAAGGAAACUGAAGGCACGCUCUACUGCUGAGACCUCCGCAUCAAAGAAAACUAAGGUCAUCAGUGAAGUUGCAGUAAAAGGGAAACAGAAGAAACACUCGACUGCUGAGACCUCCCCAUCCAAGAAAACCAAGCCCGUCAAUAAAGUUGCAGUAAAAGGGAAACAGAAGCAACAUGCUGCUGUUGAGACCCCCCAACCAGAGAACAAGAAAUGUAUCAAUACAGGUUUUUGUCUUUUUGUUGGCAACUUGGAUAAAUCCAAAAAACGUGCAGAAGUCGAAGAUUCGUUAGCAAAGUACCUCAUGACACAAAGUGUCCUGGUCAAUGGCAUCAGAGUAGAUCAGUCCAGAAAAUUUGCAUAUGUAGAUUUGGCCUCAGAGAUGGACUUGACCAAAGUCUUGAAGUGUAAUGGAGAAAUGCUGGAUGGCAAGCCAAUGGAGAUCGCCAGAGCAAGGGUCGUAACUAAGGAGAUUGUGAAAGCUUCAGUUGAGGACCAAAAGGAAGCCAAAGAUGGAAAAUGUUUGUUUGUGAAGAACAUCCCGUACUUGGCAACAAAAGACGACAUUCUCAAUAUCUUCCGCAAGGCCAUCAACGUGAGGUUUCUUGGUGGAACCGAGAGGCCAGAGAAAGGUGUUGCCUUUGUGGAGUUUCAGAAUAAAACUAUUGCUAGGAGACUAUGGCAGCGAAAACAAGGAGUCCAGCUCCAAGGCAGAAUUUUGACUGUGGACCGUAUUGGAGCAACAGUCACUAAAGCUGCAGCUCCUCCAAAUAAAUCCUUAUUUGUGCAUAAUUUGCCUCCUGAUGUGAAAAAGAAAACCCUCAAUAAACUCUUUCAGAAUGCCACAAAUAUCAGCUUACCUAAGCACGAGGGCAAGGCAAGGGGGUUUGCAUUUGUCACGUUUGCAAAUUUGGCAGAGGCUAGAAAGGCCUUGGAGUCGACCCAAAACGUAAAGAUGGGCAAAAAGCUGAUCAGAGUACAGUUCGCUGCAAUGAAAGCAAAAGCAGAGACACAAAAAGUCAAGACAACACUGAUUGUGAUGGGCCUUUCUGACAAGACAACCGCAGAGACUCUUAAAAGUGUUUUUGAAGGCACUGUGAGUGCAAGAAUCAGUGUAGAUAGAGACACAGGAGUUUCAAAAAGGUACGGUUUUGUGGACUUUGAUAGUGAAGACGCUUGCAAAGCUGUCAAAGAAGCCAUGGAGGACUGUGAGAUAGACGGCAGCAAAGUGACUGUGACUUACGCAAAAAUGCCUGGCGCAAACCGUACAAGACGCCCCAGCAAGCCACGUCGUGGACCGAUCUUAGGUCUGGCGGGUGACAAAGGUGGGCGGAAAAGCACAGGCAAAGGUGGACACGGCAGAGGAGAUAAAGGACUUGCAGCUCGCAUGCCAAAGAAAGCUGUUAAAAUGCUGGGAAAUAACAAGUCCUCCACCCCCGAAUGUCCUCCGUUCAUUCCUCUGUAAAUGAACCACAGGAAUGUUUCCUAAAUGAUCACAGCUACCAGUGGAUGACAGAGUAGCUCGCGUGACAGUUAAUGGUUGCAGUUUAAAACCUGUGGGUGACGUUAUGAAGCGGUUGCAGUUGCACCAAAGCUGCGUGGUUAGGUUUCGAGGAAACAUCGUGGUUUGCCUUAAAAUAAGUUUGUGACAUAUAUCGAAUGACAUACGUUUACUGUUGUUAAAAUAACCCUAUGUUGACUUUUGGUUUCACACGGGACAUGAAGACCAGUCUCCUGGAUGAAAGUCAAGUGCUUGUUGGACUCAUCACGGGGAUGAAAAUGAUGUAAUUGUAUGGCUCCUGUAGACUUCAUCAGACCUAAUGGAUCAAAUUGUGAUAGUGAAAUGAGUCAUUUUGGUGGCGUUGUGACGCUCAAAAAACUGUUUAUCGUUUUCAGAGGUCUCUUCCCCCAUGUUACUCUAUGGGAAAAAGGGUAUGGGAAAUUUUUUUUUUUUUUUUUUUUAAGUGUCACAACCACAACCCUUGCAAAUUUGAACCGUUACACUAUCAGGGUUUGAUUCAUUCUGUGUAUGUUGUUUACCCCAGACGUCAGAGUAAUUUAAAUUGAACUUUUUGCCUUCAUGUGGCACUAAGGUACUUUCAUAGAAAUGAACAGGGCUCCUCCUCUAGCACUAUGUCCAAUGCUUCAUUUGCUGACCUCCUCCUUUGCUCCUUUAUUAAUUAUAAUGGCCACUAGAGGUAGCCGCCUAACAAAAAAUUAAAUAGGGAUAGUAGUUUAUGCUUGUGAAAAUCAUGGAUGUAUAAAGAGAACUGGAUACAGCAUUGGUGAUAGGGCCCAGUUCAUUCCUAUGAAAGUCACUCAGUGGCACAUUGGUUCUGCAAUCUGCUGACUGAGCCUGCGACCUCCAGUUUACUGCUCCAUUAGUGUGAUUGGGGAUAAGAUAAUUCAAUUGUGUGGCUCUGUAUCCACUAAUGUAAACUAAAUUAGUAUCCACUAACUCACAGACAUCUCUUUCCCCAUGUAAGUCAAAGGGGAAAAAGUCUUUUUGGGCCACAUGGCAACACGUGACGGACCCAGAAGUUGUCAUUCCACUGUUUGGCCACUAUGAAUAUUGGCUCCUAGGCGCUCAGUAGCUCAGUGGGUAGAGCGGGCACCCCAUGCACCAAGGCAGCAUCCUUGCUGCAGCAGCUUCGGGUUUAAUUUCAGUAUGCAGUCCUUGCUGCAUGUCACCCCCCCUCUCUCUCUCCCCUUCAUGCCUCAAACUGUUCUGUCCUUAAAGGCAAAAAAAAGCCCAAAAAAUAAUCUUUAACAACAUAAUAGAAAAAGAAAAAUGGCUUCAAACCCCUGAAUACCUGGUGAAGUCUCACUUGGUGUGUGCAAGUGUGUGAAAUGUGUAUAGUGCUGUUUGUAGGACAGGAGACACCUUGUAAUUUAAUCUGUUCUAUUUUGUACUUUAAAUCAAUAAUUUCAUGAUUGUUAUUAAAACACACGAAAGAACACUGACUUGUUGGUUAAAUUUAUUCCUGAUAUGAAAAUAAAAAUACCUUAAAACCACA
Molecule: messenger RNA, 3650 nt
Organism: Epinephelus lanceolatus (giant grouper)
Lineage: Eukaryota; Metazoa; Chordata; Actinopteri; Perciformes; Serranidae
Product: nucleolin-like
Molecular function (GO): RNA binding
Source: RefSeq, a predicted model, not a curated record